Molecule: messenger RNA, 1502 nt
Organism: Neltuma alba
Lineage: Eukaryota; Viridiplantae; Streptophyta; Magnoliopsida; Fabales; Fabaceae
Product: protein WVD2-like 2
Exons: 7
Coding region: 187-1314 (375 amino acids)
Biological process (GO): microtubule cytoskeleton organization
Molecular function (GO): microtubule binding
Source: RefSeq, a predicted model, not a curated record
UUUUUGUGAACCUCCCUAGAGAAAAGCAAUAUCAUUUACGAGUUUAUUUGUUCUAUUUUGCACGUACAGUGGGGGGAGAGAGAGGGAGAGGGAGAGCGGCGAGGAGAAGAGAGGAGGAGGAAGGCCUCCGGAGAGAUCUUGUCGGAUCGUGACCGAAAUUUUCACAUUCUCAGCUGAUUGUGUGUCAUGGGGAGGGAAGUUACUGGCAUACAUGUUGUGGACACGAGGCCAAAUCGUAUCGUGGCGACUUCAAAUGGCAGUUCCAAUGACAAAGUACAUGUUUCUCCCAGAAUUGCUGGAGUUAAGCUUGACACGAAGGAUCAUGAGGUAAUGGAAUGUACUGAAGUUAAUUCUUUCACUGAGAAAUGCCAUGAGAAAAAGGAUGUCUCGAGUGCUGAGAGCACACACCAGUUUGCUGAUUGGACUGAGAAGAAUGAGAAAUCAGAAGCACAGACGACGGGUGGCAGUAAAAAGCUAAGCUCACCUGCUACAAGAUCCACAGCUGUGGAAUUGGAACCUAUAAGUGACUCUGUUCCACUGUCAUCUGAUAUGGCUGCUGAAAAGAAUGGUUCUGACCCGCUGAGUGUUGGUAGUACUGAAGCUGUUAUGACUGGUUUGAACAUGUCACCAAAUGCUAACAACACAUAUUCACCAAAUUCAACAAAGCAUUUGCAGACAAACUCGCCUUUUUCAUCAAGGAAAUUCCUGCACCAUGAUGAUAAGAAGCACCAUGAUGAUGAUGAUAAUUGGUCUCUUGCUUCCUCUGCUGCAUCUGCCCGCACAGCUAGAUCUAGGGUAACUGUGGGUUCAGCCCCCACAUUUCGAUGCUCGAACCGUGCAGAGAAACGGAAGGAGUUUUAUCUGAAGUUAGAGGAGAAACAUCGAGCUCUUGAAGAAGAAAGAAAUCAAUACAAAGCAAGGCAGAAGGAAGAGGAAGAAGCAGCUAUCAAACAGUUGAGGAAGAACUUGGUAAUCAGAGCAAAUCCAGUACCAAGUUUCUACUAUGAAGGACCUCCUCCCAAGGUUGAACUCAAGAAGCUGCCACUGACUCGGCCCAAGUCACCAAAACUAACAAGGAGAAAGAGCUCCGGUGAUGCUAUCAGCUCAUCUUCGGAAGUUUGUUCGCGGCAGCAGCGUCACAGCCUUGGUAGUCGGAAAGAGGCUUCUAACAGCCCUGUCACUCCAAAAACUAAGGAGCAUGUUCUUGGACGCAAGAGCAAUGGCAGUUGCGAAAAAUCAAAAGUGGGUAAGGAAACAAAAUCAGCACCUCCUAAAAUCGCCCAGCAAACAAAUGCAGACAUAUCAGUCCACUGAUGAGCGUUCAAGAUUUGGCUGACCUCCCGUUGAGAGGAAAAUAUCCUUCAUUUUCUUUUCAUUCGGACUGACUUAUUAAGUGGAUUGUGUUGAAUUGUAUAUGUUUUGUAAGUUAUAUUGGGACUCAUCUUGUUAUAUACGAAGAUAGAGUUAUGAUCUAAUAUGCACUGCAUGUGAUAUUCCGAAUA